CGGGGGAACCGGUGCUGGGCUCUGCAGCUCGGCACUCCAGCUUCUCGGUCAUGGCCUCGGAAAAGUCUCAGGACCUAAUGGUCACCUGCACCGCGCCGGUUAACAUCGCGGUGAUCAAGUACUGGGGAAAGCGGGAUGAAGCACUGAUCUUGCCCAUCAACUCCUCCCUGAGUGUCACACUGCACCAGGACCAGCUAAAAACCACCACAACCGCUGCCAUUAGCAAGGACUUCACAGAGGACCGCAUCUGGCUGAACGGUCGAGAGGAAGACGUGGGGCAGCCACGGCUCCAGGCCUGCCUGAGAGAGAUUCGCCGCCUGGCUCGGAAGCGGAGAAGCACAGGGGACGGGGAUGCUUUCCCCCUCAGCCUGGGCUAUAAGGUGCAUGUGGCAUCAGUGAACAACUUCCCCACCGCUGCAGGCCUGGCAUCCUCAGCAGCGGGUUAUGCCUGCCUAGCCUAUACCUUGGCCCGGGUCUACGGGGUUGAGGGAGACCUCUCUGAAGUGGCUCGGCGGGGCUCGGGCAGCGCAUGCCGCAGUCUCUAUGGGGGCUUCGUGGAGUGGCAGAUGGGGGAGCAGGCCGAUGGGAAGGAUAGCAUUGCCCGGCAGGUAGCCCCAGAGUGGCACUGGCCCCAGCUCCGAGUCCUCAUCCUUGUGGUGAGUGCCGAGAAGAAGCAGACAGGUAGUACAGUGGGCAUGCAGACCAGCGUGGAGACCAGUACCCUGCUCAAGUUCCGGGCUGAGUCCAUUGUGCCUGAGCGCAUGAAGGAGAUGACCCGUUGCAUCCUAGAGCAGGACUUCCAGGGCUUCGCCCAGCUGACCAUGAAGGACAGCAACCAGUUUCAUGCCACCUGCCUGGACACCUUCCCGCCCAUCUCCUACCUCAAUGAUACCUCCAGGCGUAUCAUCCAGAUGGUCCACCGCUUCAACUCUCACCACGGGCAGACAAAGGUGGCGUACACAUUUGAUGCGGGCCCCAAUGCCGUGAUCUUCACUUUGGAGGACACCGUGGCUGAGUUUGUGGCAGCUGUAAGGCACAGCUUUCCUCCCGCAGCCAAUGGAGACAAGUUUCUGAAGGGGCUGCGGGUGGCGCCUGUUCUUCUCUCUGAUGAGCUGAAGGCUGCACUGGCUGUUGAGCCCAGCCCCGGUGGGGUCCAGUACAUCAUUGCCACUCAGGUCGGACCAGGACCUCAAGUCCUAGACGGCUCUCACGAUCAUCUGCUCGGCCCGGACGGCCUGCCACAACGGGACCUUUGACCUCUUCCAUGUACAGUCCCUCCUACCAUUUGGAGAAAGGGGUUGCUCACUGGAACUCGGGAGCUGGUGUGCCGAUCGGCUGCGCCUUAAGGGUUGCUUGAUGAUAAUCCCGGGGGAGUCCAGUGUGGUGAGCAGCUGUCUAGGCAGCCAGGGGGAACCCCUUUCAAGUGCCUCAUGUUCCCUGCUGGUUUCGGAAGGGCUAGCUGACCCCACUCUGUGGACCUUCCUGCGCUCCAGACAGGAGCCCAUUAGGGAAGGGGAGUCGCUGUCUCUCCCACUGAAGAUGCUCUGAGGGCCUCACUAACCACCUAAGCGUGGUGCUUCUCUCUUGAGACUCAGGCCACAGUUUCUUUAUAAAGCCUCCAGGUGAGGGUAGGGGCGGUGGGGCCCACAGGUAGGGUCCAUUGGUGUGGAUGCAUCAUGAGGGUGCGGUCAGUGGACCUGUUGACCACUGGAAUAAAGUGUGCUGCUGCCA
Messenger RNA from Arvicanthis niloticus (Nile rat), 1731 nucleotides. It is a transcript of the gene Mvd, whose product is annotated as mevalonate diphosphate decarboxylase. Gene Ontology annotation, cellular component: cytosol. Gene Ontology annotation, molecular function: diphosphomevalonate decarboxylase activity. The record is from RefSeq and is a predicted model, not a curated record. Gene Ontology annotation, biological process: isopentenyl diphosphate biosynthetic process, mevalonate pathway; isoprenoid biosynthetic process. Lineage: Eukaryota; Metazoa; Chordata; Mammalia; Rodentia; Muridae.